GUAGAACAGAGUAGCAACAAUUCAACAAUGGGAACCGUAACGUUAUCGGCAGCUUCGCCUUCUUCAGCUCCGUUGAUGAUAUUCCGCCGCCUCCUCCGGUCCGCCACCCCUCUCCUCUCUUUCUCCCUCCGCCCAAAACAGCCCGUCUAUUUUUACCCCCAGACGACGUCGCUUUUCACCCCUGCCCGCCCCCAUUUCUUAUAUCAAACUCACCAUUUCUCUUCAAACCACCCACUUCAAGCCCUUCUACAAUUUCAAGACGACGUCGUUGAAGGAACCGACGAAAAUACCGAUGAUGAUGAAAUUGAGGAACUCGAACCCGAAGCAGUAGCGGUUACAGUUACCACAGAGUCUUCCGAAGCUCAGAGGCUGCAUUCGAAGCUUCAGAGACUCACAGUGAAGGAGAAGAAAGAGUUAGCUUCUUAUGCGCACAGUUUGGGGAAGAAGCUCAAGUCCCAACAGGUCGGCAAGUCUGGAAUCACUGAUACUGUCAUCCUCGCAUUGGGUGAAACCCUUGAAAAAAAUGAGAUUUUGAAGCUUAAAAUACAUGGCACCUGCCCGGGAGAGCUAGAGGAUGUGGUGAGGCAAUUGGAACAAGCCACGGGAUCAGUUGUGGUUGGUAAAAUUGGUAGAACCGUGAUUCUUUAUCGACCAAGCCUUUCCAAAUUGAAAGCUGAAGAGAAGAAGAAGCUUGUUCAAAGAGCUAUUUUGAAAAAACAAAUGCUGAAUAAAGACAAGAAACCAGUGCAGGUUAAGGGACAGGGUAAGGGACUAGUUCCAAGACCAUCUAACCGUGGUCGCAGAGGGGGUAGCAGAUUUUCUCUAGAUACAGCCCAAAAAUGAAUUUUGAACUUUUGAUACCCCAUCAUUCAUCAUAUGGUCUGUGAUAACAAGGUGUGGCCUUGAAUGAAAUGCUGCAAGAGCUAAUAUGAGAUUGCAGAGGCCCUAAUAGCACAUUGAACUUUCAUCCAAAGAGAAUUGCCAUUAGAGCAGCACGUAUUAGUGUGUUACUUCAACUAAUCUGGCAAAGAUGGAUUAAUAUGUUUCCCAGAAUUUGCCAACGACAAAGCAGCAGGAUUCUUUGUAGACUUUAAACAUUUUGACCUUGUUUUAUGGUAUUGUAGGGAAACUCUGAAAAUGUUCCAUGUUUCUUCUCAUA
Ipomoea triloba (trilobed morning glory) is the source of this 1159-nucleotide messenger RNA. RefSeq lists its product as uncharacterized. Gene Ontology annotation, molecular function: RNA binding. The record is from RefSeq and is a predicted model, not a curated record. Gene Ontology annotation, cellular component: chloroplast. NCBI's taxonomy places the organism in Eukaryota, Viridiplantae, Streptophyta, Magnoliopsida, Solanales, Convolvulaceae. The transcript is spliced from 3 exons. The coding region runs from base 28 to 843 and encodes 271 amino acids.